Molecule: messenger RNA, 1140 nt
Organism: Apus apus (common swift)
Lineage: Eukaryota; Metazoa; Chordata; Aves; Apodiformes; Apodidae
Product: ovomucoid-like
Exons: 10
Coding region: 384-1004 (206 amino acids)
Molecular function (GO): protein binding
Source: RefSeq, a predicted model, not a curated record
CUCAGUCUCUAAUGGCAGUCAAUCCCUUCUGCAGAGAACAUGGGACACCCAGGGACUUGGGAACAGCAGUCACCCCGGUGACUAAGGAGGAAGGCAGAGCAAGAGGCAGCCUGAGCUCCCAGUGCUGCCCGUGGCAGCAUCCCAAAGAAUGGCAGCCGGAUGCUGAGCAGGCAGCGCCCGAUUGGAUUGUUUUCCUGCUUUCAAGUGAGUAACUCUUGCCCUGUGCAGCGGAGUCCUGACCUGACAUCCUCCUCGUCCAGAAGCUGCCCAGAGCUGGAAUGCAGCACAAACUGCUGAGAUGAGAAGGGAAGUCAGCCUUGGAGACACCAUCUCAUGAGCAGAGCAGGAGCAGGCAGCCUGCAGACUCAGGAAAUCCUUCCACCAUGACCACAGCAGGUGUUUUCGUGCUCCUCUCCUUCGCGCUUUGCUGCGUCCCGGAUACUGCCUUUGGGGUUGAGGUGGACUGCAGUACGUAUCCCAACACUACAAGUGAGGAAGGCAGAGAGGUGGUAGUCUGCACCGAGACCCUCAGCCCCAUCUGUGGUUCUGAUGGAGUCACCUACAGCAAUGAGUGCCUGCUCUGUGCCUACAACAUAGAAUACGGAACCAAUGUCAGCAAAGACCAUGAUGGAGAGUGCAAGGAAAUUGCCCCUGUGGACUGCAGUCGAUAUCCCAACACAACAGAGGAAGGCAAAGUUUUGGUGCUCUGUGAGAAAAUCCUCUCCCCUGUCUGUGGUACGGAUGGGGUCACCUACGACAACGAGUGCCUGCUCUGUGCCCGUAGCCUAGAGUCUGAGGCCAGUGUUGGCAAGAGGUUCGACGGUGAAUGUAAGAAGGAAAUUGUUGCAGUUGACUGCAGUGACUACCCUAAACCUGUCUGCUCACUUGAGUACAUGCCCCUCUGUGGCUCUGACAGCACAACAUAUGGCAAUAGGUGUAACUUCUGCAAUGCAGUCGUGGACAGCAAUGGGACUCUCACUUUAAGCCGUUUUGGAAAAUGCUGAGUAUCAGUGCUGAGAGAAUUCACCACAGGAUCCCCACUGGCAUAUCCCAGCUAAAGAUCUCACCUCAGUUCAUCUCGCCCUCUGGGGAGCUCAGCUCACUCCUGAUUUUCUUUCUCAAUAAACUAAAUCAGCAAUG